AUGGCUUUUAUAUUCAAUUCUCCUCGUCUGGCAACUCUUUCGAUGAUAGUAAUUUCUUUUACCUUCUGUAAUGCUUUUGUAGCAGAUGAUGAUCAAAACUUGUUGGAUUCAUUCAAAUAUGCAAGGAAUACUGUAGCUUCGUCCCCAUCACAUGAUGAAUGGCAGCCCAUACAAAAUAUAAAUGAUCUUAAAGUGAUCGAAAUUGCAAAAUUUGCGGUAAAUACGGAAAAUAGCCUAUUAGAAGGAGUUCAAUUGGAAUUUGGGAGUGUAUCAGAUGGAAGAUUUAAAGUUGAUAAUAAUGGAAUCACUUAUGACCUAACAAUUGUCUCUAUAGAAUUUGAUGAAGCAAAUGAAUAUGAAGCUGUUGUUUUCGAAAAUUCUAAGGAUAAUGUUAGAAAACUCAUUUCCUUUGAUUAA
This is a messenger RNA of Solanum dulcamara, 417 nucleotides long. Its product is annotated as cysteine proteinase inhibitor 6-like. The transcript has a single exon. The coding region runs from base 1 to 417 and encodes 138 amino acids. NCBI's taxonomy places the organism in Eukaryota, Viridiplantae, Streptophyta, Magnoliopsida, Solanales, Solanaceae. Gene Ontology annotation, molecular function: cysteine-type endopeptidase inhibitor activity. The record is from RefSeq and is a predicted model, not a curated record.